This is a messenger RNA of Momordica charantia (bitter melon), 1629 nucleotides long. It is a transcript of the gene NDP1, whose product is annotated as Tetratricopeptide repeat (TPR)-like superfamily protein. Gene Ontology annotation, cellular component: mitochondrion. Gene Ontology annotation, molecular function: protein binding. The record is from RefSeq and is a predicted model, not a curated record. NCBI's taxonomy places the organism in Eukaryota, Viridiplantae, Streptophyta, Magnoliopsida, Cucurbitales, Cucurbitaceae.
UCUCUCUCUCUCUCUCUCUCUCUCUCUCGUAUUUUGGAUUUUGGAGGGAGGCCAGUUUUGGCAACACAUAAUCAGCCAAAACUUUGGUUCGAACACCGACUCUCUGGUACCCAUGAAUCGCGUCGCCGUUCUGCUGUCCAAGACCACCGCCGCCGUCGUUCGAACUGCGAGAUUGGGCUCAUGCUCCCGUUGCUCUCUUCUUCCUCCUUCGUCGUGCUUAUGGCUAGCUUCACCGUUGAGGCUACUUCACGUUGGAAUCGACCGCCCAAAUGCGAGCUCGGUCACUCUUCAGAUGAUCAAUUAUGCUCUCUCUCACGCUAGGUCUCUGAAAUCAGACGAAUCAUACGCACAAGGUUUUCUGGUUCUGGAGCAGUGCCUCUCUGCUCAAUCAAAUGAAGGUCAAGAUGCCGAUAACUCCAGGGGAGCAGUAUUACUUGCUAUGUCUACUUUGCUUUCUGAAAGAGGUAAUGUUCAGGAUGCUAUAGAUAAGCUUCAGCGAGUCGAGGAUUUAGCACAUUCCUCCCUUGACAUUAGAGUUGCCGCUCUUGAAGCACUUGCUGGACUUCAUCUCGAAUUAGGCCUGGAUGAUUCUUCAUCAGUUAUCGCAGAUAAAUGCUCAAAACUAUUGCAAAGUAGUGAGCCAAAUGCUGAUGAUGGAAAUUCUGGGGUUCUGAGAGCUCGUGUUAAAGCUGUAAAGGGGCUGGUUGAGCUUGUUAAUAAUAAUCUUGAAGCAGCUGAAUCGUUGUUUAAAGGGUUUCAAACUAUUGAAAGAUGUGCUGGCAGUGCUGCUUUAUCAUAUGGAGAAUUCUUACAUGCCACACACAACUUUUCAUCAGCAAAAGAGGUGUAUCAGAGAGUAAUAGAAAUGGGAUCAGAAGUCAAAGAUUUGAGCGAGCAAUGUGCAUUAGCUGGCGGUAAUAUGUCUCCAAAGGAAGUAUACUUGGCUGCGACUUGUUCUUUAGGACAGCUUGAGGGGAACUUGGGGAAUUUUGCUGAAGCUGAGGACAUACUGACAAAUGCGUUAACUAAAACAGAAGAAUAUUUUGGAUCUCACCAUCCCAAGGUUGGCGUUGUCUUAACCUGCAUAGCACUCAUGUUUCGACACAAAGCAAUGAAGGAACAUUCAAGUUCACUUUUGAUUCAGGAGGGACUCUAUAGGAGAGCAAUAGAGAUGCUGAAAGUUUCACCAUUAGAGGUGGAAGGCACGGGAGAACAAGCAAAGGUGGACGGAAGAGACAUAGCAGCCAUCGCUAGAGGUGGGUAUGGGGAGGUACUUAGCGUCCAACAGAAUAGAAAGACUCAAGGAGAGCAGAUGAAGAAAUGGGCGCAACUUGCUUGGAGGAAUCGCAGGUUAUCACUGGCAGAAGCACUGGACAUAGCUCAGCCUCCUUCCAAGGUGCCUGUUAUCGAUACUCGAAUCUGUAGGGUUAUUUAGUUUGCAAUAUUCUCGAGUUCUGGUUAUUAGGAAUCCUUACAGAAGACAAGAGAGUGAACAUAUUCUCUACACUGACGAUGUUAUGUAAAAACUUUUGAAGUUUAAGAACUUGAAGAUUGUAGAAUUCUCUGAUACAGUUGAAAGUGCUCUGUUACAGUUACAAUUUUGAAUGAAAGAACAGAGGAUCUCAAGAU